Molecule: messenger RNA, 841 nt
Organism: Hevea brasiliensis (rubber tree)
Lineage: Eukaryota; Viridiplantae; Streptophyta; Magnoliopsida; Malpighiales; Euphorbiaceae
Product: calmodulin-7
Exons: 2
Coding region: 104-553 (149 amino acids)
Molecular function (GO): calcium ion binding; enzyme regulator activity
Source: RefSeq, a predicted model, not a curated record
UUCCGUCUUUCCACGUUCUAUGCUUUUCCUUUCUUCAGAUUAGGGUUUUUUUUUUUUUUUAUCUUCUUUGAAUUUCUGAACAACAAAGCGAGAGGAAUUAGAAAUGGCGGAUCAACUCACAGAUGACCAGAUCUCCGAGUUCAAGGAAGCCUUCAGCUUAUUCGAUAAAGAUGGAGACGGUUGCAUUACCACAAAGGAGCUUGGUACUGUGAUGAGAUCGCUGGGACAGAACCCCACUGAGGCGGAACUCCAGGACAUGAUUAACGAAGUUGAUGCUGAUGGGAAUGGAACUAUUGAUUUCCCUGAGUUUCUGAAUCUUAUGGCUAGGAAGAUGAAAGACACCGACUCAGAGGAGGAGUUGAAAGAGGCAUUCAGAGUUUUUGACAAGGAUCAGAAUGGUUUUAUUUCUGCAGCUGAGCUGCGCCAUGUAAUGACAAACCUUGGCGAGAAGCUUACUGAUGAAGAAGUUGAUGAAAUGAUAAGGGAGGCAGAUGUUGAUGGUGAUGGCCAGAUAAAUUAUGAGGAAUUUGUGAAGGUCAUGAUGGCAAAGUGAUCACCCUACUGCCACCAAAACUAAACCGAAAGAAUUCUUAAAAGGUUAAGAAAGGAUUCCUAUUUUUCUUUUUUCCUUUUGUAGCGAUUUUAAUCUGAUGCUUUUGGAUCAAGCUCAAAAGGUUGUUCGUAGUGAUGGUUUGUUUGGUGUUUAUUUUUAAUGUGUCUAGUGUCUUGCUAAACUAAAUUUUCUUUGGCAAUUUAUGUUUUCAUUUUCUAAUUUCCAUAAACUUGAUCUAUCAGUAUACAAUGCUUUCUGUCUAAUUUUAUUGUGCAUUGAUGCUGUGUA